Molecule: messenger RNA, 408 nt
Organism: Stegodyphus dumicola
Lineage: Eukaryota; Metazoa; Arthropoda; Arachnida; Araneae; Eresidae
Source: RefSeq, a predicted model, not a curated record
AUGUUCAAAGGUCUCGCUCUCUAUAGAAUUCUUAAUAAAAUUGCUAUCAAACUACCAGAACUCCAGGCAGCUCAAAACCCUAUAGAUAAACUAUUAGGAACAGUGAACACAAUAAGUCAUGAUCAUUUGUUGUUCCGAAAAGCGAGUCCACGCUGGGUCCCAAAGCAGCUGUCUGCUUUUGACAGACACAAAAGAGUUGAAGUCUGUAGAGAACUGAAGGAACGCUAUAAAUGGGAAGGCUGGGAUUUUCUUAAUCGCAUCAUGACAUGUGACGAAACAUGGGUUCACCAUUUCACGACGAAUCCUAAAGAGCGUCCUUGCAGUGGAAGCAUACGAACUCACCACCUUCCAAGAAAUUUCGAACAGUUCCGUAUACUGGUAAGUGAUAGGAAGUGUAUCCUGGGAUAA